Messenger RNA from Beta vulgaris subsp. vulgaris (sugar beet), 1836 nucleotides. RefSeq names its product growth-regulating factor 3. The transcript has 4 exons. NCBI's taxonomy places the organism in Eukaryota, Viridiplantae, Streptophyta, Magnoliopsida, Caryophyllales, Amaranthaceae. Gene Ontology annotation, cellular component: nucleus. The coding region runs from base 373 to 1641 and encodes 422 amino acids. Gene Ontology annotation, biological process: DNA-templated transcription; developmental process; regulation of DNA-templated transcription. The record is from RefSeq and is a predicted model, not a curated record. Gene Ontology annotation, molecular function: ATP binding.
AGACGGAUGGAGUAUAUUACUAGUAAUACUUUAACUCAUUCUAUCUCUCUCAACUGUCUUAUCUGACUAUCUACUUCUCAAGUGCUCAAGGACUCUCCCACUGGAACCUUGCAGGCCUUCUCUCUCUUAAAUUCCUACCCCAUCUCUCCCUCUUUCUGUCUACUGUUGUUGUGUAUUUUACCUGCAAAAGUUAUAAAACCCAUCUGCCAGAAAGAGGAAAAAAAACUUGUCAAAGAAAAAAAAAACUCACUUCAGAAAUCCAAACAAAGCCUUCAUUAACACCCUACCAAGUACCCACCAAUUAGCAUAAAAAGCAUCUGAUUAUAUCUCAAAAAUCUUCUUCUCUUCUUAUUUUUCUUAUUUUCUCUCUCCAUGGACUUCAAUCUGAAGCAAUGGAGAGAUCAGCAGCAUGAGUCAGAGGAAGAACAACAACAAACUUCUGCAAAAAUCCCAAGACAACAACUGUUUUUUGAAUCACCCCAACAACAACAACAACAACACCAACAACAAGAAGUUGCUGCUUUACCUUUGUUUGUGUCUACUGAUUCACAACCCAACAAAAUGUCUGCUUACUCAGAUCACUCUUCAACUCCUACUGCAAUUCCCACUUCUACUACCAGAUUUCAAACUAGGGUGGGAGGAAGAUAUACAUUCAGUUUGGCACAAUGGCAAGAGUUAGAGUUGCAAGCACUGAUAUACAGGCACAUGGCAGCUGGUGCUUCUGUCCCUCCUGAGCUACUUCAGCUGGUGAAGAAGAGCCUUCUUACUUCUUCAACUGCUCCUUAUUAUCUCCAUCAUUACUCUCCUCAUUUCCAGCCUGCUGCUGCUGCUGCUUUGUUGCAAGCAGGGUAUUGGGGAAAAGGAGCAAUGGAUCCAGAACCAGGGAGGUGUAGGAGAACAGAUGGUAAAAAAUGGAGGUGUUCAAGGGAUGUGGUGGCUGGUCAUAAGUAUUGCGAGCGCCACAUGCACCGUGGCCGCAACCGUUCAAGAAAGCCUGUGGAAUUUCCUGCUGCUGCUGCUGCUGCUGCUGCUGCUGCUUCUUCUUCUGCAUCUGCUGGUGAUACUCUUGUUGGGUCAUAUAAUACUAAGCCAUCUCCCACUUUUGCUGCUGGAUCUGUUGCUGCAGAAACCCAAUUUUCUUUAUCUAGAUCAGGAGCUUCUUCUCUUGAUGCCUUUCAGCUAAAUCAAGGUAGGACAUCUGACAAGAAAACUUUGUUUGGACCUCAACUUGAAUCAUCAGUUUCUGGAAAUGGUGGGAAAUCUAAUAACAACGGGAGCAGGGUGUUGAUGCACUUAUUUGAUGAUUGGCCAAGAUCUGAAAACUCCCAAGGCAACGAUAUUUCAUCGUCGACAAGCCUCUCGAUUUCAACCUCUGGAAACCCAUCGUCGGAUUUCUUGAGGUUGUCAACCGGAAAUGGCGACGAAUUGGGUCUUAGGGAUGGGAACAGGAACGGAAAUGAAGAGAGAGAAAGGGCGCAACAGUUGAGUUGGAGUGCAGGUGGGUGGGGAGCAAAUCCAGUAGCUUCAAUGGGAGGCCCAUUAGCUGAAGCAUUGAGAUCAUCAAGCAACUCAUCUCCCACUAGUGUUUUACAUCAGCUACCUCGUUGCUCUGCUCCUGACACUAGCUUUGUCAGUGCCUAAAAUUGACUUUAGAUGUUUUUUUUUCCUCGAAAAUAAAAGUGAAGAGUUUAAAUUUUGAGCAUAUCAGUUGUUCUUUCCUUUUCCCUAUUUCUUGUUUGUUUCUAACUGUAUAACACUGAUCUUACCCCCACCCCACAAACAGAAGUGUUUUGCUUACCAUUUCAAUGAAUUAACAAAGCUGAUAUUUGUACCUUU